Messenger RNA from Fomitopsis serialis, 637 nucleotides. RefSeq lists its product as uncharacterized. The record is from RefSeq and is a predicted model, not a curated record. The transcript is spliced from 2 exons. Lineage: Eukaryota; Fungi; Basidiomycota; Agaricomycetes; Polyporales; Fomitopsidaceae. The coding region runs from base 84 to 527 and encodes 147 amino acids.
CGCAUUGUUCGGACAGUGAGCGGACGAGAGAUUCGCGCCGAAGGCAUUCUUCGGUGCACGAGCCAGUUCCCAACACGGGUCUCAUGGCUCAAGCAGUCCCCGAGGCGGUCAUUUCGGAAGGCCCCAAGAAAGGUCAGACACGCGUCGCCGGGACGUGGCGGCACCCGCUUCCUCCCAAGUCGGACGGCACCGACUCCAUGGAGGCGGCGUGUAACGGCCCCUAUCUGUCAGACAAGCGCGCUCAGAACGGGGGAGACGAGCCGGUGAAUGUACCGUAUCCGAAUCUCUUCGCCGUCGGCGACGCGGUGGGCUGGUUCGGCGUGAACAACGCCGGGAGGAACUCAUACCACAUGGCCGAGGUCGCCGGGAAGAACACCUUCAAACUCAUCGAGCGGCCCGAGGGCGGGGAGUCGCAGUUGGGCGGCCUCGGGCUCGACCUAUACGAACCCGGUCCGCUCUCGAAGGCCAUUGGGAUUUCGCUAGGGAUGGUGAAGCUCAUCCACCGUCCAAGCACACCAGAAGUGUAGACUGACCGCGGGUGUGUAGCGUAAGCAGCUCGUGCAGAACGGGGAGGGGCAGGCCGCGGCAUCGGUGGUCAGCGUGGAGGACCUGCGCGCCGAGCAUGUGGAAGUUCUGC